AUCCCCCUUUUCCCCGUAGGAUUCGGCCCAAAACGCCGUUUGCCCCGUAGGGCCCGGCCCGGCCCCAGCCCGUCCUGGGCACCAUCUUUCCGUCUAGAGUUCCCGUUGUGUCCUUGUUAGCCCUCGUCUCCCUCAGGCUAUGGCAGCAUUCCCAUCUCCUCGCAGGUCCCCGCUAUCACACCCGCGUUGGGCCCACAGCGGCCGCUCCGCUGCCCUCAGCGCUCUCGCCUCAGCCGUGAGUGACCAGCAGCUGGAUUGUGCCUUGGAUUUGAUGAGGCGUCUGCCUCCACAGCAGAUAGAGAAGAAUCUCAGUGACCUCAUUGACUUGGUCCCGAGCCUGUGUGAAGAUCUCCUCUCCUCUGUGGAUCAGCCCUUGAAGAUUGCACGAGACAAGGUGGUAGGAAAAGACUAUUUACUGUGUGACUACAACAGAGAUGGGGACUCGUACAGGUCUCCAUGGAGCAACAAAUACGACCCUCCCCUGGAGGAUGGUGCCAUGCCAUCGGCUCGCCUGCGCAAGCUGGAGGUGGAAGCCAACAAUGCCUUUGACCAGUACAGAGACUUGUAUUUUGAAGGUGGAGUCUCCUCUGUCUACCUCUGGGAUCUGGAUCAUGGUUUUGCCGGAGUGAUCCUCAUUAAGAAAGCUGGAGAUGGAUCAAAGAAGAUUAAGGGAUGCUGGGAUUCUAUCCAUGUGGUGGAGGUUCAGGAGAAAUCCAGUGGCCGUACUGCUCAUUACAAGCUGACCUCCACAGUGAUGCUGUGGCUGCAGACUAAUAAAACUGGUUCUGGUACCAUGAACCUGGGAGGGAGCCUUACCAGACAGAUGGAGAAGGAUGAGACUGUGAGUGACUCCUCGCCCCACAUAGCCAACAUCGGGCGCUUGGUAGAGGACAUGGAAAACAAAAUCAGAAGUACACUGAAUGAGAUUUAUUUUGGAAAAACAAAGGACAUCGUUAAUGGGCUGAGAUCUAUCGAUGCUAUUCCUGACAACCAAAAGUAUAAGCAGUUGCAGAGGGAACUUUCUCAAGUGUUGACCCAGCGCCAGAUCUACAUCCAGCCUGAUAACUAAACCAAUCCAGGUACCCCUCGCUGCCUGUGAGGUGUGAGAGCAGCACUAAACCAGGACUCACCCAGCCCAGCCCUGCAUGGUAACGGGACAGAACUAACCCCUAAUCCCGCAGACUGAGCGGCGACGUCGGCCGGGUUCCACCCACGGGUUGUUUCCUAAUAUGGGCAACUAAACACUGGGAUUUCCAUUUCAAAUGUCAGGUCCCCCCAUCUGAAGCCUUGCGCUCGGAAUUGUGGCAGGAUUUACCACUUUGCACUCUGGCUUGGGAGCAGGAAAGUAGCACGUGGUACCUGGAGCAGUGUUGGAUUGGGCUGAUUUGAUCCAGAAGCCUUGGGACUCUGUCCCUUGGGCACCAGCAGUUUUUUACAGCUCCGUACACCACUUCCAGGAUGGAACUCCCUGUAAUCUUAAUGUCCUCCCUGCAGAAUGAAAUCUUGGGAGUCUCACAGUUUGGGAAAAAACCCAACUGGUACUUCCCAUGAGUUCAGAGCUCACAUGCACAUCCCCUGUUUGCCUGGUGGAUCUUGAAUUUCCUUGGAGCUUGAAACCCAGUCCUGCUCAAGCUCACUCAAACAUUCCCAGCCUCCACUUGCUUGUGCUCUGCACGGCCUCCGAAGGGGUUUGUUCCUCUGCUCUCCUUUGCUCUGGAGCUCUGAGUGUCGAGGAUGCACAGCAGUGACUAACCCUGGGCCACCUUAACCCCCCACUCCACCUCUAAUGAAUUACAGAUGUUGUUUUAAACCCAUUAAGCUGACGAAGGGGAAAACUCACUAUUUGUUGAUAAUGGCCAAGAACCACUUCUUCAGCCUGUGACAAAUGCAAAUAUCAAAUGUAUGUGUUUUUAUUAAAGCAGCAGAAGUCUCCAGAGACAAGAGAAUGGAAAUACUGUUAUAAAAAUGGUAGGAAAAUAUCCACCAUAAAGAGCAGUCUUGUUUACAGGAGACAGCAUCCAGGGAAAAUAAGGCUUUGAAUCAUAUAAUCCCAGGCUGGUUUGGAUUGAAAGGGCCCUUAAAGCUCAUCCAGUUCCAUCCCCCUGCCAUGGGCAGGGACACUUUCCGCUAUCCCAGGUACUGAGUACUGAAAAGGCUGUGAAAUAUGGUUUGGGUGAGGAAAUAUCUUACCAAACUGGAUUCUUACCACUUCUCCAUGGUAGCAACUCUGGAAAAGUCUGGUCUUAUCGUUCUUAUCAUGAUCACAUUUAAGAGGGUCUUUUUUAAAAGUGGGAAAAUUCUUGUUGUCCCAUUGGAAUCAGUGGUUCCCCUACAGCCAUCUCACAGGGCACUGAUCCGAGGGACUCCUGGAAGAUGGAGCUUUUCCUCUGUACUUCUAUCCAAAGGGAACCUCUGCAAUAAUCCUGUGACAGUAUCUCUGUUCUUCUUCAGCUGCUUUGAUCACUCAUUACUUAGAGAAGGUACAAAAGAAGGCAAAUUUGAGCCCAGAACCUCUGGCUGCUUUUCCCACCAGUGCAAACACCGAGGGGAGUUUUGAGGCGGCCGCUCGACCCUGGGUGAACAGUCUGCAGGAUGGGCAGGGACUCCCCCUGCCUUUCCCUUCUCCUCGGGUGGAGGCUGGAUUUUCUCUGGACUUUUGGAGAGCAAGAGCACUAACCCCCUUUGCUGGUGGGAUGCUGGGGUUCUUCUGUAACAUAAAAUGUUGGAAAUCUCCCUCCAGCAGCUGGAGCUGCCGGGGAAGCCUUUGGUGCCAUCCUUGCUGGAGUGAGUUUUGCUUUAAUGUCCUCACCCAGGUGUUCAUUGUCUUCUGCUUCCUGUGGUCCAACAGGCAGAGCUGAGUGUUCCCUCUGGGCCUGGGCUGAGGUGCUUCUCCUCCCUCUUGCCUCCAUGCCUGGACUGUCCCCAACCCCUCCCCUCCAUUCAGCGCCUCUGACACGCCUUUCCUUCUUCC
This is a messenger RNA of Pipra filicauda (Wire-tailed manakin), 2971 nucleotides long. It is a transcript of the gene CAPZB, whose product is annotated as capping actin protein of muscle Z-line subunit beta. The coding region runs from base 140 to 1069 and encodes 309 amino acids. Gene Ontology annotation, molecular function: actin filament binding. Gene Ontology annotation, cellular component: F-actin capping protein complex; cytoplasm. The record is from RefSeq and is a predicted model, not a curated record. Gene Ontology annotation, biological process: negative regulation of filopodium assembly; actin cytoskeleton organization; cell morphogenesis. The transcript has 9 exons. NCBI's taxonomy places the organism in Eukaryota, Metazoa, Chordata, Aves, Passeriformes, Pipridae.